CGCCCCGGCGCACGGACAGACGAUCGCGGACGGCCGACAACGACGCGGCUCAUAGCAAUCCACCGCGGACCCGGUCCAACCGCCCGACGACGACGACGACGACGACAUGGUCACCGCUGCAGUCAACGGGUAAUGUUUCCGCACUGUUAUCAUAAUAUUAUCGUUACUGUUACCGUUAUGGCGCGGCCCGCCUCACCGCGAUAUAUCGCCGGUUUUUAAUUUUUUUUUUUUCCUGACCCGCCCGCCGCCGUUUUCCGUAAUACACUGGCGCGGGGAAUUUCAAUGCACGGCCGCGGACACCCGGCAGUGUUUAUCCGGGCUAAGCCGCGCGGGCAUUACGGCGGCGCGUUCGGAAUGUUUGAACAGAGAAACGGAAAAGACACCCACGAGCCCGAACCGCCGCGCGUCACGCCCGAACGUAUCGAACGGCGCGGCAUGUUAUUGGACGGCCGAAAUAUCGCGAAAAAAUACACACGCCGAGCCGUACCGUGUUCGCGGCCCGCGGCGACGGCGACAUUUGCCGCGAUCGGUUUCGCAAACGCGCGUUUAUAUUACUAUCGGGAGGCGUCGAUGUUCGCCGGAUCCCGAAUAAUGCGUUGGGAACGCGCGCGAAUGUUCGGGCAACAGUGCCGAACGCGUUUGCGAUUCGACGCCGGUUCCUUCCCGCCGUAGUUUUCAACAACCCGUACGAAUCCGAAUUCGGUUGAUUAACAAAAUAAUCGUGUUUAUCGAUACAGUAAUAUGCACUAUUCUUGGUUGAAAAUUAUGGUAAAUUUCGAUUUUCUCGAACAUUCGGGUAAUAUGUGCGUAGACCAUAAAAAAAAAAAAAAUUUCUUUGUCAUACUUUGUAUUUUAUUUGUACGGGAUUGUUGAGCUCAUGCAACAAUCCCAUCGAAUAUUGUUUCACGAAAAACAAAUUGACCGUUUUACGAACGGCGAUUUAAAAUGAAUUUGUACGCAUUUUAUUUAUUUAUUAUUUUUUAAUAUUUUAAAGACCUUUUUUGUUGCGUUUUUAAUCUAGUUGGCGGACGAGAAAGUCGUUUUUUGAUUUUUCGCGUAAUUUUUUGAAUAAUUUAACAAAACCGCAAAAACAGGUUAGAAUGAGAAUCGGAAAUAAUGGUUGUUUUUUUUUUUUUGUUGUCAUUCAGUUGGAAAUAAUCGUAAAGUCUUAAAAUUCGGAUAGUUAAUUAAUAUUUGCCUUUUCUAGAAGUGGUAAAAUGUUCAAAACAUUUUAGCCAUUUUCGAAUUAUUCGAAGAUAUUUUAAUUUUGCGAAUUUUUCUUCGGUAGGUAGGUAUAAUUUGUGGAUUAAAUUGUUCGACUAAACAGAAAUGCUUGAAAAUUUGAUAAAAGGUUCAUUAUAAGUCGUUCUUUGAGGUUAAAAAAAUAAAAUUUGAAGUUUAUGUAAUUUUUUUUUUUCUGAUAAAGGAAUUUUGACGAAAAUCGUAAAUUUACGACCUUUUAAAGCAUAUUAUGUAACCAAACUCCGCUCAGAAUCGUUUUUCGCUAGCAAUGGUUAAUCGUUGCGUACAGAUAUACAUUAAAUUCGCCUCUACAUCCUACAUUCCCAACUAUUGCCGGACAACAGUGGCCCACCAACCGUGCGAAGUGUGUCCGUCUGUUUUUUAUUUUACGGUUUAAUAUCACAAUAAGCACUCAAAUAUGGCCCUCUAGUUAUUUUUUACAUGGGUAAAAUCAAUGUUGACAAAGUUAUUGGCCGCAAAACGUAAAUAAUAACGAAAUGUCCAUAAAUCGUGAGCGUGAAAUUUAUCGGGUACCGUUGAAACAAUCGUUCUGUACGCGAUCAUAUUUGCGUUUCGUGGCCGAUAUAACUUCAUGGUCAAAAUUGAUUUUCUUCUCUUCGACCAUGGGACCCAACUUAUUUGUUCCAUAUUAUAUUCUGAUGGUUUAUCAUUUUUAUGUCGGUAAUUGUUGUUCAGCGAUAAUUUAAACCGUAGAAAAACAAAAAAAAAAAAACCGCACACAAAUCGCGUUAUUCGCCCGUACAAUCGUUGCGCGCAAACUAUUAUUUGUAUAACAAAUAACUUCUAUGCAACGAAAUAUACGAUUCACUUUGUUUUGGUUCGACGUUCAAGGGGCGUAAUAUUGUUAAGGCAUAAUAACGUUAAUAAUAAUAUUGUUCUUCGACCCGGCACUUUUCUUAGUCACGCGCUAAUACCGUCGCCGUUCGUUGGGAACACGGACGUUAUUGAUGUUCGCGUAAUGCGCGGACGCCCGAGCUUUACGGGCACGUGCCGUCCGUUACGUAUAUAUAUUACGGUAUCAGCGUUUUACUGUAAUGGCGGGUCGCAUCGCGCGGACGGGUCGCGGCGGGGAACCGAAUUCGCGUGUCAUCCGUCGUUCUCACGGCGCGACGACGGCGGGAACGUGUCGAUAUUGGAUUACGCGGGCAGGCGCACGCGGACCGCCGUGUUUACUAUUACGCGGCGACGAAGGACUCGCCCGAGAAGCGGUUGCAUCACUUCGCGGUUCGGUCGUGACAACACGACAGUAGUUUAUUACCGCGCGCGCGCGCGUUUGUUGUGUGUACGCGUAUUGGAAGUAGGAUAAGGCUACCGGGACGGGCGGGCGGGCGGGCGGGCGGGCGGUCGACGACGGCGGCGGCGGCGUAUGUAGGCGAGGGAACGGCCGUGUGGAGAGAGAAAUCGAAAACGGACCGCCGCCGCGGCACUUCUCGUUGUGUGCAGUAAGAGUGAAAGUCACGGCGAGGCCGACGACCGGCGCUCUACAUUAUUGUAAACGGCGCGGCGACAAACAAUACGCACGAAUAAUAAUGCCCGAUAAAAACGAGUGUAGAAAAAAAAAAAAAAAAACAAUACUUAAUGAACAAAUUACACGGCCGGAUAUCUGUUUCCGUUGUCGACCGCGUUAGCGAAUAAUAGAGUGGAGCGCAGAACUAAUAGCGUAGUAUAGUAUAGCAGAAGAGUACCGGAGGUGGUUCCGUUUUCCCGGUUUUCUUCGUCUGCGCGCGGCCGCCUUUCCAACCCCCCCCUUCCCUCUUUUUUUGCUUUUACGCUCAAACUCCUCCAAAUGUGUCUAUCGGGUCAAUCGGGCGCGGUUUUUCGUUCCCUCCGAAUCUUCCCCCGAAACAGAGACAAUCUGAAACGACCGGUAGCGAAACAACGUUUCGGUGGGGCAGAGUUGGUGUCUACCGGGGAAUAUCCGGACCACAAUCCCGAAGGUACGAAGACCUAACCCGGUUGUCGGUGCGAACCGGACGCGUGUACGUGUAAGAUGUGUAAGACAUCCGUGUUUGGUUGGGCGUUUUUCGAGGCGGUUUUCUGUGUUGGAAUUGACACACGGUAAAGUCCAUUGGACGGCACAGUUAUAAAGUUCCCUACCGCGCGCGUCCAUUGGAUAAUAAAAUGGUGAAUUAUUGAAUUGGUAGAUUUUGUAACCAAAUUUUAUACAUUUAUGUGGACAGGAAAUAUUCUCACUGGGCCGGAUGGGGAGAUGGACAACCGGUAAAAGUCCAAAAGUCUAGAGGAGGUUAGGUGCGCUCAUGGAGCUAUUUUUUUUAAAGGAGGAGGGGUGUGAUCGCGCAACGUGUUUAUUCGCUGAAAAAUGCCCGGGAACACAAAUCGUGAAUUUUCGGUGUUUAUACUAAGUACAAGUGUAUAACUAUAGCAAGCACGCAACCGGAAGGGGAGUCGUGGGGUUUAUAUUUCACCCACCUCCGAAAUGAUUAUAUAUAUUAUGUAUCUACAAAAACAUUUUAAGUUUUAACAUAACUAUUUUGAAAUAUUUUGUCAUUUUACUCCGCCCCCUCCCAUAAUUAUAAAAUCAUAACUACGAUUUGUUCAUGAUAAUAUGGCAAAAAUAUUUAUAGCAUUCGCUCGUAUAACGAUUUUGGUACUCAAUAGCUAAUGGCUUAAAACCGUAACCUUGUAUGCUGCUAUUACCAACAGUGACGUAUCCAGGAUUUUUCAACGGGGAGAGAAAUGCUAUUUAUAUAUUAGUAAAUGAAACUUAUAAGUGUGUUAAUAAGCGAAUGAAAUAUUUCUACAUCUAUUAUAAUGUACUAAAAUUCCUUUCUUGACGUUUAUUUGCGAAAUAUUUAACUGCGUAGUACGAUUUUAUUUUGAACUUCGUUGAGCAAGUAUAAUUAUUGAUAACUAUAGUGUAAAUGUACAAUAGUUAUUAUACUCAUCCUAUUAGUAAUCAUUUUUCGAAGAUCGCACAUAGUGUAUAUUAUUUUGUUUGUGUAUUAAUGCGGUAUACUGAUGUUGAAGGAGAGGGAGUACUAAAGAAACCUUAGCUCUCAUUAGUACGUCACUGAUAACUAACAUAUAACGUCAACGGCUUUUAAUUUUAAUCAAAUUCUGCAACUUAAAAACUAUUGGUCGUCUUCGGAACGCGUUCGUUUCUCAAUCUCGCGUGUAUACCCAAAUAAUUGAUUUUGUUAUAUAGGUACUAUGUUAUAAUACAGAGGCAACGCAAAGUAUUUUAACCUUGAAUCACCUAUUUAAUUUUCUAUAACCACCCACCCACCUCUACCAAUAAUACCCCAAAAUCUACAAAUCAAGGAUAAAACCAAGUUUCCUUGGGGGUCAUUAAUGAAAUUUAUCAAAUUUUCACAUUCUAAAAUUAUUUUAAUGAAUUUUUUUGUAAAAACAUACUAAUUUUUUAAUAUUUCUGAACACCUAGGUACCCAAUACCUACCUACCUAUUUUUUCGCGAAUCGUGUGAUUCAAAAAUAACUUCUUCGCGCCGCCACUGUUACAUUAUACAAUAAAAUUAUAUAAUAUAAAAUCAAUGCGCAAACUAUAUUUCUAAUUUCUCAGCACCCUUAGUACUUUUGAUUAAACAUAUAUAGUUGAUGCGCUUUUUCUAAAAUCCUAAAAAUUACCCAUAAAGUGGCAGAGGGGGAAUAGUCACCCUGCCUUUAGAUGCCUCUACCGCGUGCCAUGCCAUAAUGAGCCAUCGGCCGAACGAAUAAUAAUCGAUAUUCGAAGUAUUGUAUUGAAAUAAUCGGUUGAUAUAAUAAAAUAAUUCAAAUUAAAACUAUAGAAUACAAAAUGAAAUCUGUUUUCAAAAUCAAAAGCCAUCAAUUCCAAGCGUUGCACUAUAUUUUGUUCGGCUGCCAGGGUCAAACACGUAUACUAAAACGGCUCAUAUAAGCCGCUGAAAAAAGAUACGAUCUGAAAUGAGAUGUCAUCUUUUUCGUUUCGGCAAGCAAUAUGUUGAUAAUAAUAUUAUUAUAGGUAUUUGUACUGUGCACCGCCUUUGAUUUGGUUUCUACACACGAUUCAAAUUCUAUUCUCAACCAACCCCCUUCCCCCAAAUUGAAAAAUCUUAGGCACGUUGCUAGAUGGAGCUUGCAGAAACUAAUCGUCGGACGUCUGCCGAGUGUGUGUCGUUUUCGAUCGAGGAUCACAAUCGAAUGUCAUGUAAUCGAAAUUUUUCAUAUGAUCGAACGGUUUUUCAAAUAAAAAAUUGACAUUUAGCUGUGAUUAUAUCUAAAGGCGUAACUAGUAUAUUUUUAAGUUGCUGCGACUUGAACUUACUGACGGAUCGUCUCUUUUGACCCCAAAAAUGUCUGUUACUUGGUUAUGAUUUUAGGGGCAAAUUCCCCCUAACCCCCUUCCUAGUUACACUGGCGAUUAAUAUUUUUUACUUGGAAGUUUUUUAAGAAACGUACAAUUGUUCGUAUUUUAUUUUACACGUUUGUGGUUUUAAUUAUUUUACGAAUAUUGGUGAAAAAUUCGAAAUUACGAUAAGUUCUACCGUUGGAAUUUCGCGAUAAAAUAUUUUUCGACGAAAACACAUUUUGAUCGUAUUUUUUUUUUUUUUUUAUUAGACAUAAUAUCCAUUCAAUGGUCAAAAAUAUUUCUAAAACGGCAGUUUCCGAAUGGAAAUUUCAUACUGACGUCACUAUACAUAAUAUAAAACGGAUCGCGAUCGAUGAUUAUUCUUCUUAUUCGUAUAUAAUAUGUUCUGUGUUGUGAUGAGUAUACAGGGUGAACAGUGUACUAAUUUUAAAAUAGAAAACCCGCGUUUUAAAACUCCAAUUCGAAAAGAUAAUACUUUUCUAAACAGAAAUGUAUGUUCACGUUUAUAAUAUUUUUUGUUUCAAAUUUGAAAUUUUCGCGAAAAGCACUGUCGAUUAAACUAGUCUAUCGCAACUGGAAAAAAAAAAGUAUCCGCGAUUAUGUACGAUUUUCGUCAAAAUGUUGACUUUAUAGGCUUAUAAAGAAAACUAUACUACCUGUAUGCGAAUUUUUUUUUCGUUUACCACUUACGAAUUUUGAUUAACCUCGUGUUAAAUUGUCGAGCAUUUUUUCCGGAUCAAAAUAAGUUACUUAAAAUUCACCAGAAUGUUUUUAAAAUUGUAACCGUCAAUCAUAGGAAAACUUGGCUACUAUCAGAAACGACAGAAACCACCCCAUAGAAGUUGACGCCGGUAUAAGAUUUCUGGUAGAAGAUUGUUCAUAACAAAAAAAAAAAAAGGGAGUGGGGAAAAGCACAGAAUCUAAAUCAAUUCAAAAAUUGUCAUAUAUACAGCAUAAUCCUCAGAUUGCACAGAUAAUUAAAAUAUCAAAAAUCUAUUUAGAUAGCUAAUGAUAAAAGACAACUAUCGUUUAUUUAAGUAAAAAAAAAAAAAAAAACAGUCACAUUUUUCGAAAACAAUAAUGAUUGCAUUUUAAAAUAUCCAUUAUCAGACUUAAUAAGAAGACCAUUACCGUCACAUGUAUAUGAAAGUGCGUAGGUUUUAUCUUUUAUCCAUUAUUUAAGUUUUAAAGCGAUAAGAGAGCGUGUGAAAUAGCACAAAUUAAAUAUGCUUGUAUAUCUCGUAAUAAAUGUGAAUAUCGGAAAAUAAAUCUGCGUACAAAUAACACACAGAUCAGUGGUGUACUCGGAGGAAGGGCUUAGGGGGCUCUUCCCCUCGUUGGCCGUGGGAAAUACGAAAAAAUAAUAUUACUGUUACGAGGCCCCUUUACUCAGCUUUGACAAAUCAUUGCUAAUAAGAUAAUAAUCAUUGCGCCCUAAUUAUUCAGCUGUGUACAAUAAUUACGUAUUUUGUAAAAAACGGUUUUUUCGAGGUUUGUUAAUUUAUCUUCUCUUCCCCCUCCCCCAUUUACAAAUCUUGGGCGCGCCACUGAUAUAGGAUGUAACGUUCGUAUAAGUUCGAUCAUGAUAUAUGUGUCAAUGAUUAAUAUUAUUAUUGUUGCCGUUCUAAUAACAUUAUACAACUAUAAAAAAAAAGCAACAAAAUCGAUUCUGUCGAACGCGAAUUCGGUAUGCCGUGCGCGUUUGUAACUCAGAGACGACAAACGCAUAGUUUAUAUUUUAAUUUUAUUUAUUUAUAAUUGUUUUAAUUUAAAGUGUAUGUCGUGUACAACGUAAACAGUAAUAAAUAAUAAAAUAUCGGACGGGUACAAGUAUGUACAGGAAGAGUUCCCGUUUCGUGACGGAAGUAUAAUUAGUCGAUUUCUCGACCUGCCUCCCCCCCCUUACCCUCCUCACUCCCUCGUUAAACAAUCGCAAUUUUAUUGCCCAUAGUCUUGUAUACACAAGCCGUACGUACAUUCGGUAUAAUAUACGUUAUCGUAAGCGCGAGACUACAGACGUGCGUGCGUUCGGACGGAUCGAGUAAAUAAUACAAAUAAUUAUUACCAUUAUGAUAUAGCCGUGCGUGUAAAACGACGUUAAAAAAUCGCGAUCCAUCGAAAAUCUUCCGGAUCGCAGCAAUGGAAUCUACUCGUAAGUAUAAUAUUAUUAUUGUUACCUGUAUAUUAAAAUAUGUGUGUACAGGUGUGUACAUGUGUGCCCCACGGGCAUCUACCUAUUACGAUAUCUCCUGCGAUAUAAUAGUGAUAAUUAAUUUUUUUUGUUUUCAUUUAUUACUCACAACGAUAAAGAAUACCAAUAUUCGUAUUCGAAUUAAAUGUGUGUGCUUUGGAAAAAAACCUAAAAAAAUAAAUGUUCAGUUUAUAAUUAACGACAAAUUUGAAGAUAGACAUUUUUAUAGAUUUAUUCUCGGCCCAUUUUAAAUUUUUUUAAGAAUAAUAAACUAAAAAUUUACAGUUUUUUUACUAAAACAUAAUAAAUUAAUUUUGAAAUAUAGAAUAUUUGUAUGUAGUCCUUAUCCGUGCGAGUAUUAUAAAAUAAAAUCGAAUUCGAUUAUCUUUAUUAUCUCAGGAAAUAUUUAAAUGGGUACAUCUACAUGGGACACACUAUAUAUAUAUAUACUAUGUAAUAUCCUCGGCGGUCCUGGGGAAGAAGGGUUUAAGUCGAUUACUUAUAGUUUUCAACAGGUACCUAUGAAACAAUUUAAAUUUAAAAACGCGCACUUAUACGCAAUUUAUGCUACCGAAAAAAUACAAGUAAAAUAAUGGCAUUAGAAAAAAUUAUACAGAAAAAAAAACAAAAUUAAGUCCUUCUCAUUCAAGAACAAAGAUAUUAUAGCAUCGUGAAGCAAAUGUAAUUAUGUCUAUAAAGCCGUUCAUUGUUUACGGUUAGUUUAUUAUUAACAUAGGCAGCCGGGUUGCAAAAAAAAAAAAUCUGUCCUAGGAUAAUGGGGACGGGUGCAGCCAUUGUUAUAGGUAAUUUAAUGUACACCUGUAAACAAUGAUAAAACAAUUGCUAACGAAAAAAACGAUUCUGAGCGCAGUUCAAUUGAUAGUGAUGCUUUGUCAACAAUAUAUAUGUCAUAUUUUGGUAAAAUAAUUAAAUAGGCAUUAUAUAUUUUCUUUAUUAAUAUUUGUUUGAUGUACUGAUUUUCCCGUUUUUCCUACGUUUUUCCCGGUUGUUCACAUUUUCAUGGAAAACUCUUGGGAAUAUCGAAAAACGACCCUUGUAAAGCACCUUCCCACACCGAUUUACUUUCAGAAAAGAUGCUAUAUAUACAAAUCAGAGCAAGGUCUCUGGUAGAAAAGUUAUCCAUAGAAAAAAAAAAGAUCUUUGUAAAACCAUAAGCUUUUUCUCUUCAUUUAGAAUCUAAAACAUUUUCAAACGUGUUUUUUUUUUUUUUAAAAACAUUAAAUUUAUAAAGCAUCAUAUUAUAAUAUCAUAGCAGUUGAUUAUAAAUAGAAAUGUGCCACGAUUAAAUUUUUUUAAUAAUAAAAUAACAAUCGAAAAAAAUGUAACUUCUUUGUCCAAUAGUAAUAUAAACUGGCUGUUUAUGUUUAUUUAUAUUUCUAUAAUGAAUAAGAACUAUAAUACAAAAUAUCUCCAUUAUUCGGAACAUAUCAGUCAUUUCGAUUUAAAUUUUUAAACGUUUUAGCGUUUUAAACAAUUAUGUGCAAAACGUUUCGAACGUAGGGACUUAAAACACAGUGUUUAAAACACUUCGCAACACUGAUAGACAGUAACGUAUACUAAUACAAUAAUAUUGUAACGAUAGCGAAAAUAUCAAAAAUGUCGCGACCCGAGUUCGAGAAUCCGGAUUUCGUUUAGUAAUAUAAUUUCGAUUAGACUGUCGCAGAUUUUCGAUUUUCAACAGUUACGAGCGUUUUCCACAUACCAAUUUUUCAAUCACUGUGCGACUAAUGAUUAUAUUAUAAAAACGGUUCUUUAAUAAUAAAUCAGACAUACCCUAUAACUUUGUAGGUAUUUGAAGUGUGUUUAAAUAUAGUUGUAUACAAUUGAAAAACUACAUAAUCGUAUCACUAUAGAAAUCCGAAAUCUGCAGAAAUCCGGAUUGUGAUGUCACGCAACACAUCAUUGUAGUAUAUUACCUAUAAUAUAGAUAGUAACAGUUAGAUACGUAGUCAAUUAAGAUUUGUCACCAUUUCGAAUUUAAUAAUAGUAUUAAUAUUAUUGUCAGUAAAUUUCGUGUCGAACUCUCCGACUCGCAAACAGUAUUGGCAUAAUACAGGUUCAAAUCAACUUGAUAAAUUCGAGUUUCUCAAGUUAAACGAACCGAAAAAUCCUCCCAAAAACUAUUUUUUACUGAACUAAUAACGAAAAACAAAAUUUAAAAAAAAAGACUGAUAUACUUCGUAGGAUGGAUGAGUCACUGUUGUAGGUGAGAAGUUUGGAAGGUAGGAUAAAUAUAGUAAUUCAACGUAUUUUUGUAUGCAACGAUUAAUCAUUGCUAACGAAAAACGAUUCUGAGUGGAAUUCGGUUAUAUAUUAUAUUUUGAAAAGUCAUAAUAUUCACGAUUUUCGUCAUCAUUUGACAUUAAAAUUCUUAUAAUAAAAAAAAAACUACAUUGAAUUAUAAUGUAACGGCGUAAUGAUCACUAAACUACGGACAUACAUAUGCAUUUGAUAAUUGCAAUCGUCGCUAUUAUAAUGUAAUUAUAAUGUGUAAAACUUAAUAAUACUUAAGUACCUAGGUAUAUUGAAUUUUCGUUGAAAAACUGCAGCAGUUAAAUUAUAAUAACGACACAUUAUUAUAGAAGCAUCGGUACCUGUAAUAUAUUUGUCGCGGUCUUUGGUGAUUUGGAAGUAUAUAAUUAUUAAUAUUCCUUUACUACUAGCUCCUGAAAAACUGUUGGUUUUUUUAGAUUCUGUGUGGAGCGAAUAAGUUUAUGAUUUUACAAGGAUUUUUAACUUUUUAUUUCUGCAGUGGACAACUUUUCUACCAGAAAUCUUGCUACGAUUUUUAAAUGUAGCAUUCUUCCUGAAAGAAGAUCGUACUAGGGAGGCGUUUUUUUAAUUUUCCCAGGAAUUUUCACAGUAGGAAAAUAUGGGAAAAAUAUGGGAAAACUGAGAAAGACGAGAAAUUAGGUACGCAGUAUUAAACAAAUUUUAUUAAAGAAAAUAUAUAAUGCCUAUUUAAUUAUUUUACAAUAAUAUGACACAUAUAUUGUUGAAAAAGCAAUACUAUCAACUGAACUCCGCUCAGAAUCGUUUUUUCGUUAGUAAUGGUUUAUCGCUGCUUACAGACAUACAUUAAAUUUCUCCUCCCAACUUCUCAACUUUCUCAACCUUCCCAACUUCUCUACUACAACAGUGGCCCACCGACGAUGGGCCCAUGAUGUGAAGUAUGUCCGUCUUUUUAUUAUUAAUAUUAUUAUUCUCAUUGUGGAUUUUCAUUGAGAAUAUUUAUUAUGAGCGAAAAACUAUACGGUCCGGAUGCGUAACGAGUUCGCAUGAUAUUCCCCUCUGGCCCCAGGGUAUUUCUAUCAUAUAACAAUAGGAACAAAUAAAUUUCGGACCGGAAACUACCAAAAGUUAGACCACAUCAAUGGCCGUUCAUUGUUAAACAUUUGUAAACCGCAUUUACUGUUUCAGCUUAUACAACUAACGGAAAAUAUAGCGAAAUAUAUUACGUUACACAGCACAAACAUUUUGGCACUUUGGUCGCCAAUUUAAACACAGAUAGCGGAAUUUAAAUAGCAUGAUAUCGAAAGCGAGUAUUUUUUUUGUUUUUCUAAAAUAUUAUCGAACGUACAAUGGCUGAAAUCGUGUUGGUUUUUACUAUUUUUAAAUAUCUGUAAUUUUUAGGUUCAAACGAAUCGUAAAAAGUAGCGUUUUUUUUAAACCGAAUUUCGUCUUUUCAGAUGAUUGAGGGAAGGUAUGGGUAGGGUAGGGUACAACCGUAGGACUAGGGAUAAUGGGUAAGAAUUUUUUUCAAAACAUGUAUCAGCCAACUUUAUUCCAAAUCGUUUUUCGUUAUUGCUUACAAGUAUAUAAAUUAAAUAACUUUGCGUACUUUCCUACCUUCACGACUUCUCACCUACAACAGUGGCGCACCCGUCCUCAGUAUCAGAUUUUUUUUUUUUUAAAUUUAAUAUUUCAUUGAAUCUACAAUUUUAUUUCGGUAAAUUUAGCGCUAGACGCACGAAAUUCGCGCCGUUUUCCCAUUAACUUGACAAAAUAAAACUACUCGGUUAUGUCAACGAAAAAUGUAACGUCCAACCAAUGAUUAAAAUUAUUAUGUAUUGCCUAUAUUUAUACACACAACUGCACAAGACGGACUCGCAUGCGUUCAACUAAACGAAUAACAGGUGAAUCGCGGACUUCCGCGUGGGCGAGCUCUCACGCGAAAAAAAAACUACAAUAAUACGUAACGAUAAUUAUUAUCCGGAUUCGUUCAUACAGGGUGUCCCACGAAGAAAUACUUAUUGUAAUAUCUCCGUAGAUAAUAUAAAGAUAAUAAAAUUCUGUUAAUUUUUUCCAUGUUAAACGCGAAGAUUUGAUAUUUUGUGUUUUGGUAAAAAAUGGAAAAAAAAAAAUAAAAUAUGACUUUGUAGACUAUUAUUUUUGAAAAAUUUGAAGAUGACCAUUUUGUAAAAUUUAUUCUUCUAAACAUUUUGACGUAUACAUUUUUUUUUCUAUUAAAUUCGUAGUUAUUAAUAGAUUUUUAAAGUUCAUAGAAACGUACCUACAUAUAGUUAUGCAGCAGGCUGUAAUCACAUUCGCUAAUUGAUUGUUAUUAAUAUUAUUAUUAUUAUUAUUAUUAGGACUAAUUGGCCGCACAUUCUUUUUCUUUGAACUUUAAAAAACUAUUAAAAACCGCGAAUUUAAUGGAGGAAAAAAAUUAAUCCGUCAACAUUUUCAGAAGAAUAAAUUCUAUAAAAUGGCUAUAAUAAAAUUAUAGAGUUAAAAUGGUUAAUACUCAUAAAUAAACAUAGUAAAUAAAUUUAUAAAUAAUAAAAUGUACCUAUAGAAUUAAAAAAUAAAUAAAUGAAUGAAUGCGUCGCCUGGAGUAUUAUGAUAAGUAUAUUAUACAAAAAUGUGGAACGCUUCACGAUUUUACGUGUUAUCCUUGCGCAGGGGCCAUACUAAAAGUUUUUUUUUACCAAAUCAUAAAACACUAAUUGAAAUAAAAAUAUUUGUAGUCCUUACCCGUGUGAGUAAUAUUAAAAGAGCUAAUACUGGAGAUGGGAGCGGCUACUGUUGUUGGUGAGAAGUUCGGAAGGCAGGAUGCAUAAGGUUAUUUAAUUUAUAUCUGUAAGCAACGAUAAACCAUUACUUGACGAAAUUACUUGAUGGUUCUGUACGCAGUUCGGUAAUAAAUAAUUUGAAGUGCCGUCAUUUUGAAAUCGUGAAAUUAUAUGUUUUCUUACUUUUUUUUCCCACUAAAGUGCUUUCAUUUAAAAAAUGACGUCGUUAAAGUAUACAAUUUAGACAACUUAAGCUUUCAGAAAUUUGUUACACUUGAAAAUCGGAUAAAAAAAUUAAAAUUUUAGAAAAAAACGUGUCCACAGACUAGAACAAAGCAUAAAGAAAGAAAAAACAAUAAACAGCAUUGUAAAACCAAUAGAGCUCCCUGGCUACGCUCGGAAUCUAAAAGGAACAAACAGAAUAUUGCAGAUAUUGCAGUGGGCAUGUCUUUGUGGGACACCCUGUAUCAUAGGAGUGGCGCGUUAAUACGUAUAACAUAAUAUAAUAGCAUAAUGAUAUAUUGUAUUUUAAGUAUCUCGGUUACGCGAACGUUACAGAAAAAAAAAAAAAAACAAAUUGAAUAUCUCUUAGCGCGAUAUCGUGUCGACCGUUUAUAAAUAUUUCCGAAUCGUCCGACCGCGUAUAUCCGGCAUCGCUAUACAAAUACUAAUUGCAUUACCUAUGUAUUACGAUAUAAUCAUAUUGUGGCGAAUACCGGACCGGUUAUGUCCGUGGGAGUUACGUGUAAAACAUAAAAAUAAAACCAUUGCUUCUCCAGGCCAACAAUAUUCGUAUUUCGUAUGUCCGGAGGAAGAGUUCGCGAGCAUCUUGUAACGGAGUUAAUUAGCCCAUUUCCCAAGAGGCCUGCGCAGUCCCGCGCCGUUAAACAAUCGAAAUCGUUACGUAAUUAUUGUUCUCUACGAAUCGUUUUUCGUUUGUUAUAAUUAUAUAAUUUUCAGCGGCCUUUUAUACGCACCAUAGACCGCGACCGUCCGCCGGCAGAGUCGACAUUUCGAUAUUUUUUGCAUCGUGGAGAGAUAACGCGUAGCUAAAACGCUUACUUAACACUGCAGAACACUCCGUAUCACGAGUAGAUUCGAAGCGGACCGAGGGAUCUAUUGGUUUUCUUAUGGCGUGUGAUUUUUUUUUUCUAUCUGUUAACAACUUUUCAAGAAGUAUACGUGCUCCGAUUUUCAAGUGUAGCGCCUUUUCUGAAAGAAAAUUUUAUCUGAACGGUACUUUAAGGAAGUCCUUUUUUGAUUUUUCCAGAAGUUUUCAUAAUAAAUGAGAAAAAACGUAGGAAAAACUGAAAAAUGUAUACGAAAUAUAUUAUUUUCAAAAUCUAAAUAUUAGUCUAUCAAAACAUGUAUAACCGAACUCCGCUCAGAAUCUUUUUUAAUUAGCAAUGAUUAAUCUUUGCGUACAGAUAAAAAUUCCCCUCUACCUUCCGAACUUCUUACCUACGACAGUGGCCCACCCAUCGUAUGAAGUUAUCCGUUUGUUUUUUUUUUUUUCAUUAUAAUUUAAUUUAAAAAAAAUAUUCGUACAAAUUUCAAAUUUCGACAAAAAUCAUACAUUUGUUUUUUCUAUACGUGGUAAAACUUUUAUUGAGCCAUCAUUGAGCUAUUUAUAGAAAUUUUAAUUUUACGAUUUUUUUACGUAAUUUUUAUUCAAUAGGUACUCUAAAGUAAAAUUGUUAGACUUAACAGAAAUGCUUGAAAAUUUAACAGGAGGUUUAUUACAAGUCGUACUUAUAGUGAACAAAAAAAAAAGCAAUGUAGGUAGUAUUUCUUUUUUUCUUUUGAGAACUUUAAAAUCAAAUUUUGGAGAAAAUCAUAAAUAUAACGGCCUUUCAAAACAAGUAUAAAACUGUUGUAUAAGUAUAUAUACCACUGUUUCGCCCUCUUGAUAUACAAGACACUAAAUUGAAAAAAAUGUAUGGUUCUUUUUUAAUGCUUAAUUAAGGGGUUUCUUUAGAAAAUAUUUCAGUAGAUAGUAUUUUUAGAUUUUAUUUUUGACUAUUAUAUAACUUCACUGUGUGUGUUUAAAAAUAACGUUGAUACAUAAUAAUAUAAAUAAUACUAUAUAUGACGUGUGUAUGUUAAACUUGUGAGUUUGUGUGUAUUUAUUUAUAUUGUUCAAAAUCAUAAUUUUAGAAAAAGGUAAUUAUUAUCAAACAAUGUAUUUUUCUUGAUUUAAUAUUAAUAAUACCCCUCCCCCUCCCCCCCGGAUAAAAUCGUCUGAAAGAAACACUGUAUAACAGUAUAACCUAGUCGUUUUUCAUCAGCAAUAGUUUAUUGUUGCUUACAGAUAUAAAUUAAAUAAAUGUAUAUGCACAACUUCCAACUUCCAAUUUUCCACCCACUAAACACUAUCCGUUCAACGUCUAAAUAAAAUUAUUUUUGUUGAUUAAUUAUAUGAGCCGUGACUAAGUAGAUUUGCCCUAAUCUUAAAUUAAAAUAUUAUAUUUUAUGGUUUUUUCCGGCACGAGGAAUAUCUUGGUUUUAACUUUUAACUACACGGUGUGUGCUUUUUCUUUUUUAACGAGUCUUUGGCCAGAAGACUUGCUCCGAUGAAAAACUUCAUACGAGAUGUCUGAAAUGACUUUAAAUCUAGUUAAUAGUGUCAAAGUGGUAAUUUUUUUAAACUCAUUGUAAUCAUCCUAAUAACCAGGUGAUAAAAGUUAUGGAAAUGUAUUGGUUUUUCGUUUCAUGUAAAUUUCAAAUUUGUUUGGUGCCCAUAUUAUAGUGAUAGGUACAACUGAAUUGUCUAACUAUUCGAUGGUUGUCGCAUUCUAAAUAUUUGAAGAAUUAAAAACUAUUUAAAUAGUUUAACUAUUUGAUUAUGGAAAAGACCCAUACAAAUAUUUUUUACUCGGUUAUGGGGAAAACUUAUUUGAAUAGUUUUUCAAAAAAUUGAUCAAAUUGUGUUAUUUAUUUAUUAAAAAUAUUCGAUAGUUCAUCCAAACUAUCGAUAGUUUAAACAAUUCAGUAGUACCCAUCGUUAGUGCCUAUCGUAUACAUGUUUGAGCGCAAUAGACCUUUUUUAAAGAGUUUGAAGAUCGAAUUUUGUCGAAAUUCGUUAAAUCGCGGACAAUCGAAAAUAAUUUAAUAAUUUUAACUUCCACUUGAAACGGGUUUUUAUUGUUAUAUCGCUACAGUUAUAUUAUAAUUUAAUAUUAUCGUUUGUUUUUGCGCGGGACGGGAUAAUAAAUUAUAUUGUCUAUAUACGAGUCCCAAGUGAUCAAUAAUAACAAAUAAACGGACUGAUAAAUGGAAGGAUAAGAGCCAUCCAAAAAUAAUUACUUAAUUCACGACCCUUAUAGCUGACCGUCUACCUAGGUAGACCUGCCCAGAAAACAAUGAUGGGUAUCACUCAUAAAUAAAUUUCGAUCUAGUCAAGAACGCUGCGCGUACCUCAUGAAGUCAUAAACGAACGAUGACGCAUAACGUGCAAGAGUGCCACUUGUAUCCGUUCGGAUUGGGAAUUGGUUAAUCUUCACAAUUCAGAAGAUGGAGCUGCAUAGUGUUCGGUUAAGUCAUCACUAUACCUAUUGGAUAGUGAUAACAUUGACCUAACCUACCGAUACCUAUAUCACCAAUGUUGCCAUUAUUAUCACGAUGUUUCAACUGGUUUUUUUCUAUGCAUACUUAAUUGUAUGCUAAUAAUAUUGUUAUGAAUCUAUUUAUAGUCAUGCGUUAAAUAAAUAGAUAAUAACCAAUUUGUUUUCGAUGUGUUUAGAUAUGACCGAAACACGAACGACGAUACCAUCCUGAUAUCGACCGACGACACCGUCAUGGUAUCGACCGACGAAACCAUCAUGAUAUCGACCGACGAAAACGACUGCUGCGGUUGCGGUCACUGUAUGACUUGUUGUUACCAGACGGUCGGCGUCUCUCCGACGACGGCUGGUAGGAAGAGUAUGGUCAAAAGGCCGCAGACGGCCACGGCGGAGUACGACGAUCGUGACCCGCCGCCCGAGGCCGCUGCGUUCAUGGCUUCCGCCUCCGCCGCCGCGGUCGUCCUGAUAGCCGCUUUCCUGGCCAUAGUCCUGUCGUCCGCGGCACUGUGGACCUUCACCGUCGUAGUGCCCAUGGCCCACGCCGCCGUGUCCGACGGAUCCCAGGCUGCCGGGUAUCUGCGCGAGUGGCAACAGCAACAGCGACUCCAGCAGUACCCGCUGCAGAAACCCCAUCUGUGGCAACUAGAGCAGCAGCAACACAAGCAGCAGAUACGCUUGCGCAGGCACGGCGAUAACGACGACGCUCUUGCGCGGGUCACGGCGAGACCGAGGCGACAGUUGUUCAACAGAAACGCCAAUCGCGAACCUGGAAUCGUGUCGUUGACUUUCUCACUGAUCGGCGGAGUGAGUAUACACAGCGUUCGGUUUUUGAUUUAAUAACAAAACUAAUUCGACCCAACAAAUUGAAAUGUAUAAAAAUGCAGUUUACUUCAUUCGGCCAAAACUUCAGUAAACUUUGAUGAUAUAGUAUUAAUAAUUGCUGUCAGUUUUUGUUAAAUUUUUUUUUUUUCAUUUUUUCGGGUACAUGCUUAUGUUAAAAUAUUGAAGUUCCCGCCCCUCCGUCCCCCCGGGCAAAUUUACUUCUUUCCCUCUCGUCCACCAAUAAAAUACCGCCCUGAAAAAGUUGUUCGUGUCAGUUAAUAAAAGUAUAUUAUUAUUUGCAUAUUUUGUCAUUCGAAUUCGGUUCGAUUAAAUUGGCGGUAUCUUUUCAUAGAUAUAGGUAACUAAUUUCGCACAUAUAUUUUAUCUAAUUUACGUGAUUUGCGUUGAAAUUCCAAGGGAAAAUGAUGGAAAAUUGAGAAGGUACGAUACAACGAUAAACGAUUCGGAGCGAAGUUUGCAGAUAAACAACAUAUGUUUUGAAAUGUCGUGAUUUUUACGAUUUCCAUUCAUAUUCCUCAUGCAUUAUAAUACGAUUGAUUUUUAUUAAUAAUUAAUAUUAAAUUAAUCGUUACAAGAGUUGACCACACCCGUCUCCAGUAUCAUUUUUGUUAUUAUUUUUUUGGGAGGUAAAAUACCUAUCCAUUUUUGAACUUUAAAUACCAACCAACAUUAAAAAUUCAAUAAAUAAAUGAUAUUUUAGUUAAAAUAACUUUUAGUGUUGACAAUUUCGAUUUCCGUCGACCCCCUGUAUAUUAGAUUUAUAUCAAACUUAAUUACAUGUAUAAUAUUCUGUGCACUGCGGAAAGUCUGAAAAAAUAGUCACUGAUAGACACGUUCGCGAAUCGGUUAAUCGGUCGUCGGCUUUGAAUAAUAUUGUAAAUAACUUUACAAUAAUAUGUCAUUGCGUAAUGUCAUUUUCGUAAACGAAAAUCGUGCAUAGAGGUCACGUGCAUUGUAUUAUAAUGGCCUAUGGGUGUUGCGAACACCCGGGGAGCCUAAAAAAGAAAAAAAAACGAAUAUUCGAUUUUUAUCGACGACGCUUGAGUUUCGAUGUAUACGAAAAUAACAAUAAUGUUUCUAUGUUUGCGGUCGAAACCGAUGGCGUAAUUAAGAAUUUGUUCUGGAGGGAUAUAAUGUUCUAAAAUCACAAUCACAUUAUUUUACACCCCCGCCAGUAGGGGAAGAGGGUACGUUCACUGUUUAAAUUCCUAUUUAAAUCUGCACUAUUCGCAUCAAUCAUAAAUAACAUAAGUCACGUAAAACAAAUUUAAUUAUAGAUUCUGAGUGGAGCGAAGAAGCUUAUGGUUUUACGAAGAUGAUUAUUUUUAUUUUUCUACUGAUAACUUUUCUACCAGAAGACUUGCUCAGAUUUCUACAUGUAACACCUUUUCUAAAAGGAAAUCGGCAUGGGGAGGUAAUUUUUCGUUUUCCUCAAAAGUUUUCUCAUCAAAUGCGAAAAACCGAAAAAAACCGGAAAAUUUACAAAAUAUAAUAAAUAUAAGCGUACUAUUAUUUUUUCUGUAAACAAUUUUUCUACCAGCAAUUUUGCUCCAACAUUCAAUGAUAGCAAUGUUUCUAAAUAGAAAUUUCACUAGGAAGGUACUUUAAAGAGGUAAUUUUUUGGUUUCCCCGAGAGUUUUCCCAGAAAAUGUGAAAAACCGAUAUAAAACACGGGAAAAACGUAUGAUAAACAAAUUGGUACAACAUUAAACAAAUUUUAUUAAAGAAAAUAUAUAAAGCCUAUUUAAUUAUUUUACUACAAAAUGUCAUAUAAAUGUCACAUAAAUUGUUGACAACGCAUCAUUAUCAACUGAACUACGCUUAGAAUCGUUUUUUCGUAAGCAAUGGUUUAUCGUUACUUACUGAUUUACAUUAAAUUCCCGUCUAUAUCCUACCUUCUCAACUUCCCACCAAAACCAGUGUCUGCACCUGUCUCCAUUGUCUUACCUUUUUAAAAUUUAAAAUACAAUUGAUCAUAUUUAUAGUAUAGACUGGGGACGUUGACAAAAAAGGGUUUGGGCGGUUAUCAUAUCUAUAUAAACGUGUCGAUUUCAACACUAACAUAGUGAUGAUACAGUUAGCAAUGAGACUUUAAAAUUAAAUUAUUAUUUCAAAAAUUAACAUUAUAAUUUUACAGGCCACUGAAACAAUUAUAAUGCAUAGUAAAAGUUAUUUACCUUAAACAUUUUCGUACAUGUAUACCCAUUAAAAAAAUGUCACCUCUCGAUCACGUCAUCCACUCGUAUCCAUUCGUAAUUACACUACACAAAAGUGCAUACUACAAUAUAACACGCUUAACAAUAUUAUUACAACGACACUUACUCGAAAUCAACGAAUCCAAUUAUUGUUCUAAUACCUAUUAUAAUAUUGUUAUAUUAAUAUAAUGAAGGGCCGAACGUUAAUUAUGAUUUUAAUUUCGAGCGAAUAUUUCGCCAACGGGUUUUCAAUAGAUUUAAUUUCGACAAUAAUGCGAAUACAAUGCCAAUGUAAUUGAUAUAACCGCCGUGUGUACACGGCAAACGAUUAAUCGAUUCGAAUGGCAUACGUAUAGUAUAGUGAAACAUUUGGUAUGAAAAAAUUCAAGAACACGAGCGGCAAUGACUACUGAUAACUACCGAAAACCCAGUGCCUACCGGGUAUUACUCAAUCUAACCGGGUAUCAAUCUAUACACACUUUUUUUCUUUAUCUGAUUACUCUAUUUUUUUAUUUUUUAUUAUCAACUAUAAAAACUAAUUAUUUGAUAUCAUAAUGUCAACUCAUUAUGGUUGCUCAUUACAAUAUAUGUUCUCAUUUGAAAAACCAAAAAUGAUAUCGCCACAAGAUAAUCUUUAAAUAUUGUUAAAUAUCUAAGUAUUUGGAAAUAUCGGCUUUAUCUACACUUAAAAAUUCCAAAAAUCAAAAAUUGAAUACAUGAAAAAUUUAACCAAAAAUAUGGGUGGAGUAUGCCUAAUGAAUCACUCUGUAUAAUCAAAAAAAUAUUUAUUUUUAUAUUUUUAUUCCAUUUUUUUUUUUUAAUUUACAUAAUAAUUUAAUAAUAUAUUAUAUUUAUAAAAAUAAAAAACACGGGGGCGAAUCUGUCCCUAGAUCCACCCCUAUAAAUACGCCACUGCCAAUAACUAUAAGUACCAAAAUACCUACAAGUGUGCCCGCGGUAAAACCGUCCGUGACGAAGCAUCCUCUAGAAAUUGUCAAACAUUUUCUUACAUUUAUUUUGGUUACAUGUUUACGUAAAUUCGAUGUUUGUGUAAUAGUUUUUAUAAUCGACAUUUUGCACGGGUGUUUAAAUGUUUUAAUCAGUCAUCGGAGAUGAAAAACGUUAUAAAACGCUUACAACGAAAAAAAAAACCGAUAAACUGCAGGGCGCGACGUUCUCUUAACUGACCGAUGAUGACGUUCGCUCGAACCUAAUGAACCCGACGUGACAUUAACUGAGAGAUUACUGGCUGUUAUCAGAACGUACUUAUACAUUACGAUUGCACAUGGGAUAGUGUUUAUAAAAAAAUUAUAUAUUAUGAUUAUGAAAUGCCAGCUAAAUAAUGUUGUCUAAUCCAGCGGCGUUGCUUAACCUUUAUAUCGUGAAUAAUUUUAAUUGCGUCACGCCGACAUAAUAAUAAUAAAAGAAAAAGGACCUAUAAAGCGGUAUAACCCUUGACUCAAUAAUUUUCAUCCUUCAACGUAGCUCCUCGCCGUUUAAGGUAAAAAAAAAAAAAUAAGGCAGCAUGAAAGAGUGGUCGAAUAUAUUGGGUGGCACAAAGGUCCGAGAACCGUCGGUUUAAUUCUAAUCGCGUUGAUUUAAUCGCGUAAUAAUUAGCAUUUUGUUUUACCGUUGUCCAGACGAUCACGGACGCCCGGCAAGCCUAUCGGAACGUGUCGAACAUAGUCCGGGACACCAUCAGCGAGGCGGCCAAAAUCCAGGAGCCCUCGACCACCGUCGCAGCGGACGGCGAUCUGAUGGCCGCCGGCAACACGGUGGACGUGGUCGGUUCGACCACGGCGGCAACGCCGCCCGUUGACCAGCGGGUGGCUGGCCAAACGCUGGGCAGUCUUUUGGGCAGAAAUUACCGAGGGCUGCGUCGGCUGUUCAACUCGGAGCUUCGGUCCGCCAUCAAGGUCGGUAUAGACUUACAUCAAUUAGAUAAAAUUAUAUGUACCGAAUGAAAACAAAUAAGAAAUACCUACCAAAACGGUUUCAAAGACGUAGAUAUUACAAAAAGUAGAUUUACAACAAAUUUGUAUUAUUAUUAUUUAUUUAAAAUUAUCUAUAGAAUAAUUUAUAUUCAUAACAUUCCUUCUCCUUCACCUUCAUUCCAAUUAAUCGGAGUCGAACCCCACAUCGUCCUUGCAUACAUCAGGCCAGUGGCAUAUUUGAGGAGGAAGGGUUGUCUAUCACCUUCUCCAUAAGUCAAUUUGUUAAUGUAGGUAUUCGCUAUAUAUUCACUAAGAUAGAAUAACAAAAAUUUAUUUUUUUUUUUUUAUCACUUAUUAUCUUACUCAAAUCAUUUAAUUUUUUGAAUUCUUUUAUCAUCUCUACUAUGUGAUACAAUUUACAAAUAUAUUCCUCCAAGAAAAUGCACGCCACGGCCACGUCAUGUUAUCCAGGCUUCAGGUAUCAUUUAUCAGGACCUUGAACCAUGGUCAGCAAUACUCAUCGUCUUGCCUUACUUACGCUUUUUUUUUAUUAGAGCUACCGAGUACGAUUUUAGAUAACAUAUAGUCUAUAUUUAAGUAUUAUAUUUUAUUAUAUAAUUUAAGUUUUGUAAUUGUUUAAUAAAAUACAAAGUGGGUUAAUGUCUAUAGUAUUACCAUGUAUUAAUCACUCAGGAUGUCUAACACCUGUGCCCCCCCCGCCUUUCAACGUCACUCUUUUUCUCAUUAUAUUUACUAAAUUUACAAAGGUUAUAAUUUAUGUUUUUUCUUUUUUUUUUUUUUUGUUAUUUUAUGUGAACCAGAGCACGCCAGGCAACAUACGUGAUUUCACCGUUGAGUUAAUGGGCUCUAUCGGACAAAGUCUGAGACCAUCCAACAUCUUCACCCGUGGACCGAUUAACGGCACUUCGACUAACGCGCUGUGAUAAAGCGAACACCAUUUAUUUUUAAAAAAUAUACCGUGUAUUAUGUGUAAACAGAGUGAUUUUUUUUUUUGUUUGCUAUCAAUUAUCUAUUUUUCGGGUACGGAUUUGAUUUCGAUUUUUUUCCCCCAUACAUUUAGAAAUCUAUAGUUGAUUAUACAUUUUAAAUAAUUGUUCAAACAGCUCAAAUGUUAAUUAAUAGAAAUUUUCAACAACAAUUAACUAUAGAUUUCUAAAUGUUUAGCCCUUUUAUUAUUAUCUCUUGAAAAUUCGAACUUUUAACCAUCAUAUGAGGGUUUUAGCGCAACAGUGACCUAUUCCAAUAAAUGGUUAAUGGAAGUAAUAUAGUUUUUAGUUUCUUUGAAAAUUGAUCAACAAAAUCAAUAUUAAAAAAAAAUUAGUAAUUAUUUUUUAUUAAUAUAUAUUGAUACAUCUAAGACAUAAUAUUAAAAGUUAUUUAGAGAAAAAUGAUGCGAAAUUCUCCAAAUUUUUAUUGGAUAGGCCACUUUUGUCCUCACGCAUACUUAUUGUCCAGUAAAUAAACAUGUUUCUUAGGUCAGAUUUUGAAAUAAUUAUAAUUUAUAACAAUAUUAUACAAUUUAACCUUUUAUUAAGAAUAAAAGAUGUUAUUACAAUUCAUCUUUCUUUUAGUUUUGUUGUAAUAGUGUUUUAAUAUAAUAUUGUGAUAACAACAGUGGCCUAUCCCACACAUUACUGUUGAACAAGUCAUUGUUGUAUAGUUGUAUAGUGCUGCCAUUUAGUGUUAAAAUAAAUAUAACGAAAAUAGGCUGGUGUUACAUUAGAAUAUAUUUAAUCCUAAAUAAGAUUGUAAAAUUAUCUCAGUUAAUGAAUUUUGGUGGGUAAGGUCACUGUUGUGCUCAGCCCCUCAUGUAUGAUUUAAGAUUCGGAGCGGGGAAUGUAUUUUGUUCUAAAAACACUUAGGUAUAUUGAUUUUGAAAUUGAACCGAAUCGCUAACAUUACGGAAGUACAUUUUUUAUCAAUUUUGAUUUUAUUAUUAUCAUUUUAUUUACCUACUUCAUACAAAAAAAAACAUACAUAAUUUCAUAUCUUUAUUAUUUUAUCCAGUAUUUAGUUUUUGUAUCCUUUGAAAAAUUAAUAAAAGUAUACUUGUCUUGUAUUAAGCGAUUCAAAUCCAAUCCGAAUCAAAUAUCGUUUCAUCGAAAAGACAGUUUUUUUUUUAUCGAGCGUAAAAAAUAUUAUAAUCGUAUACUGUUUCAAAAUCAAAAAUCGAUAUUUAUUUUAAGUAUACGGUAUAAUUAAAUUUAAAAAAAAAAAAUCACUCUGUAAUAUUUCGUUACGCAUAUUAUAUUAUCAUAAUCGGUGAAAAGUAUAAAAUAAUAUUAUGUUCUUAUGUAUAUAUUGUGUGUACUAUACUGUUAUUUAUCGAUAUUAUAGUCGUUAGAGUGUUGGGGUUGUGUAGAUAAAAUCACCCGAAAUAUAAUCUAGAUAAACUAAAAUAUUGUAUACCUUAAAUUAUUUUUUGUAAAUAAGUAAAAAGUAGAAACUGUAUAGUAUGUAUAUUAUUUUAAUAUUAUUAUUCCUCAAAAGCGUUGGGGUUUUUUUAUUUUUAUCUAUUUGGUAAAUAGUUCACAAAUAUGACAUAAGUAAAUUUGUGAUCUAUUUUAAAUUAUCUGGAUAACUGGAAAUUAUCCUUAAUCUUAGAUAAACUUGAGCCUUUAUCUUUAAAUUUUAUUUGGAUACAAUUAUCGGUUAGAUAAGUAUCGUUCCCUUCACAGAUAUAUUAGUAUAGAUUUAAUAGUAUUUUAUAGACUUAAAGCACAACCAGAACUAACCAAUGUUUUUUUAUAAAUUUUUCAAUUUGUACUUAAAUGUAACAAUCUGUGUAUAAGUAAUAUUAAUUCCAUAGUUGUUAAAUUAGUUAUAUUUUUUUAUUUUACUUAUGUGCCAAUUACCUAAUAUAGCCU
This is a messenger RNA of Cinara cedri, 24221 nucleotides long. The record is from the annotation of a GenBank genome assembly. NCBI's taxonomy places the organism in Eukaryota, Metazoa, Arthropoda, Insecta, Hemiptera, Aphididae.